Molecule: messenger RNA, 1386 nt
Organism: Symbiodinium pilosum
Lineage: Eukaryota; Dinophyceae; Suessiales; Symbiodiniaceae
Source: the annotation of a GenBank genome assembly
AUGGCGGAACAGUCGAGCAGUUGGGUGAACCCGGCAGUGGCUACGUUUCAGACACAGCGUACGAUGACGCAGGCACCAGCUGUCCGCGCCGUGCAGGAGGUGUACUGGCAAGACAAGGCUCAGAACAAAAGAGCCCCGCCGACGCCGGUCGCGAGCGCUGCGCAGACGCCGCAGGAGGACGCACAACCGGCCUUGGAUCGUCCGACUUUGGUACAGCCAUGGUCGCUGGAAGACCACACCGCAUCCCAGAUCGUGGCAUCGGAGUAUGGAGUUGACAUCAAUCAGUCAGGUUCUGUGGAGCAGUGGCUUGCAACGCCAGUUCAGACCAACAAAGACGUGAUGUCUCUGGAACUGGCAUGGAUGGCAGCGGACAACAGACAGAGCCAGAAGCAUUGUGCCCUACAGAUUAUCACUAGUGGAUGGCCGCAAGGAAUGGGUCCACAAGCCAGGGAGUACAUGCUCACAUGGAUGCUCCAGCAGGUGCCAGCUAUCAAGACGUUCCUGGAAGGCCGUGGGCAUUUGGACACGCUCACAGAGGACCAAGCCGCACGCUGGAUGAAUGUUUUGUCAGUGGAUCCCGUGACCAUACCGCAAGGACAAGACUUCUGGUCCGGGAUGACCCUUCUCACUUUCAAGAGCUUCUCUCUGAGGUCUUCUUUCCUUGAGAAGUUUGGUGGUCAAGGAGGGACGCCGGUCUACUCCAAUCCGACCACACCUAUCCAAGGCAGACACGUCCGUGUCAGCCCUUGCAGCCCUCAGUGGCAGCGAAAGCUGGAAUCGCCGUUGAGAGUGCUGAUUUCAGUUUUGAACCAGCACCCAGAUUACACUGGACAAACGCUGGUCAUAUUGUGGAAGACGUUGACAUUGAUGCAGCCAAGCACUGAUCGUGGUUUCAACGGUGAUGUGCAAGCUUGGGGCCGCCUUUUCUACUCGGAAGUGAAUGGGGAGUUCAAAGGCAGGCUCGAGAUCACACCGCCCAUGAAAACAGCUAUGGGUGACACCCGCGACCACACCGCCAUCACAGGCAAAGGUGUGAACCGUGGCAAGGGGCGCCGCCGCUGGAGCCAGGCCCUCAUCCACAAUGACUACUACUCUCCUUAUCCAUUCUCAUUGGAGCUCAGCGUUGUUGACCAAAUCGCCUUCUGCUGGGACGAGUAUUGCCAGAAAACUGGCAAACAGGAAGAGUGUGUGGGAGACCUUGGAGUGGCGACCUACCAAGGAAAGCCACCGCUCCCCACAAAGCCUGCAGACAGCUCAGGACAUCAUGAUGAUGGAGGUGAUGUGGUGAUGGGCCCUCCUGCAACCACACCGCCACAGGCCAAGUCUUCAGCAGCAGCUCCCAAGAAGGGAACCAAGAAAGGAGCAGGAAGGGCUGGGCAGAACUGA